AUAUCUUCCCUUGCGCGUGCCCAGGCUACGCUCGAGGGCUUCGUCACGCCCGGCGGCUACGCCGGCGCCGGCGCCGGCGCUGCCUCCUGUGGCUACCGUGGCAUGUACGGCCCGAUCCCAUCUAGACCUCGGAACGGAAAGUCGGAAACCCCUCUUCUCGUCUUUGCUGUCGUCUGGACCAACUUCCCCCUCGAACGGCUCAGCUUUGGAACGAAACCACCUCCCCAACCGGCGAUGUCGCCUCCAUCCAAAUUUCGGCACUGCCGGUCGUGAGGCGGGUCAAUCUCGAUCGGAUUCCGCCGCCCGAACAGCGCGACGCGAUGGCAGCGCCGAGCGUUGAGAUCAGCUCCGUCCAGGACCUCCUCCCGUUCCUCCCGAGCGUCCCCGUCACGUACCGCUUCGAGAGGCACAGUGCCACGCUCGAGGGCUUCGUCACCGCUGGCCGCUACGCCUGCGCCUGCGCCGCCUCCGUCUCCUGCGGCUACCACCGCAAGGUGCUGUCGGCGCUGCAGUUCGAGAAGCACGCGGGAGUGGUGUCGAGGAACCAGAACGGCCGCAUCUUCCUCCGCAACGGCAAAUCGCGCUACGACCUCUUCCAGGCGCUCAGGAACGUGCCUGCCGAGGCGUUCCCUGAGGAGUUUCGGGCGGCUGGGGUGUCCAUGACUGUGUACUCCGCGGAAGCGUCGCCUGCGCCGCAGGGGCCGCGUCAGGAGCAGCAGCCGGGCGCGACGGCGAGCUGGGAGACGAAUGGGGUUCAGGUUGACGGCGUGACGGCGGAACCCCUUUCGGCGCCGACGCGGGAGGACGUGGAGAUGCUGACCGAGGAGGAGAAGGCCAGCUUGUGUCUACUUGGUUUGAGGGGAAGUGGUUCAGCCACUAAUUUGGAUCCUAUGUGUGGGGUUGAAGGGCCUUCUGCUGAAGAGAUCAAGGAUGGGCCUUCUGCUGAAGAGAUCAAGGAUGCAGCAGGUGGUGACCAUGCAAUGCUUGAUGCUGAAGAGAUAAGAAAUGGAGCUGGUGAGCAACCUAGGUAUUAUAGUUUGUCGACAAUCACUCCUGUUAAAGUGCGGGUGACAGAAACAAAGUAUCAGCUAGAAAGUUACCUUAAGGAUGUUAGAGGAUUGCUGUCCACUGGGCUUCUUGAAGGUUUCAAGGUGACCUACAAGAAAAAUGAGGUGGAGAAAAUUGGACGAAUAAAUGGACAAGGGUAUUCUUGUGGCUGCUCGGAAUGUGGUUACAGUAGCCAGAUUUUGAAUGCAUGCGAGUUUGAGCAGCAUUCUGGUGAGUUAUCCAACAAUCAAAAUGAUCACAUCUUCUUGGAAACUGGGAUUUCUCUCUAUAGGGUGGUGAAAGCACUGAAACAUUAUAAACUUAACGUGCUUGGGGAAUUUAUUGAAGAAACAAUUGGUUUCCCUCCUAAUAUGAUUGAGUAUAACAAGUGGAAAGCUUCAUUUCAAAAGAGGAAAGAUGAUUUAGAUGCUGUGGCUUCAGAUCAUUGUUCAACUCAAAGUUCACGGGGGUCAGUUGUGGGGGAGAUAGGUUGUAGUUUGACAGACUACUUGAAAGAAUCUGCCAGCAGUAGCAUUUCAAACCUGAAUUGGAGUGCAUUCAGGCGGCGGUCUGAGAGACAGUUGAAACGAGAAGGCACUGAGACUUCAACUCCAACGAUGAGUGGAAGCCCUGAGAAAGGAAUUUCUGACCUCUGUACUGGCACAUCAAAGAAGGACACUAAAAAACCUCCUAGUGAGAACACGGCAGGUCCUCUCAGCAUCGAUGGUGUAAAGCCUAAUUCUCCAGGACCUAUUGUGGUUAUACCUGACUAUUCAAAACAUGAUCCCAUAAAUUUAGGGAUUUCUUUAUCAAGUCCAGCAACAAUCACUCAAGAGCUUCCCUCAGACCACAGCAUAGGCUCAAAGUCAAAAGAACCAAAAACGAGGGAUACUACUUUGCAUCCGCUGCUUUUCAAGGAGGGUGGCCUUCCAGAUAAUACUCUUUUGACUUACAAGCUGAAGAACGGAGAGGCUCUAAAGCAAGGGCAUAAGCGGGGGACAGGUAUAGUAUGUGAUUGCUGCAAUGAAGAGUUUACUCCUUCACACUUUGAAGAACACGCUGGCAUGGGGAGAAGACGGCAACCGUAUCGUAACAUUUAUACUUCGGAAGGAUUAACACUUCAUAAGCUAGCACUGCAAUUGCAAGAUCGUUUGAAUUCAGAUGGAAUCAGCAACAUAACUUUUUCUGGCGUUGAUGACUACCCUAACUUUACUUCUUCAGGUUUUGGGAAAGAAUCUUCUACCACCAGUGGACCUAUUGUUCCCCUGAAAAGAACAUUACAAGAGAGAGUGGUCGAAACAGAGAGCUGCUAUUUAUGUGGAGAUGGCCGCACCACGAUUGGAAAUAUCGAUCCAGACAUGAUUGUCUUCUGCAACCAGUGUGAGAGACCAUGCCAUGUGAAGUGUUACAACAAUGGACUCAAAAAAAGGAAGGGGGCUCUGAAAGUUUUGGAAGAAUAUAUGCAAUUUCGCUUCUUGUGCUGUGAAAAAUGCCAAUUGCUUCGUGCCCGUCUAGGCGAAGGACUGGAAAAGUGUGAAGAGAUUGCCUUCCUCAGACAAAUAAGGUCCAACAUUUGUUGGCGAAUUUUAAGUGGAAUGAACACGAGCAGCAAUGUACACCACUACAUGCCUCAGGUCAUUGAUAUCUUCAAAGAUGCAUUUGCAGAAACUACUGCCGAGCACAGUGAUGUCAUAGCAGAUAUGGUUAACGCAAAAGAUGUAGAUGGAGAGAAGGAUUUUCGAGGAAUGUAUUGUGCAGCAUUAACUGUAAGUGCACAUGUUGUGUCUGCUGCAAUUCUGAAAGUGCGUACAGAAGAACUUGCAGAACUGGUUCUUAUUGCUACUCGUCGUGAGUGCAGGAAGAAGGGCUACUUUGUACUUCUCCUAAAGUCAAUCGAGGAACGUUUGAGGACCUGGAACAUAAACUUACUUACGGUGCCUGUUGAUCCUGAAAUGGCGCCAAUCUGGUCUGAGAAGCUUGGGUUCACCAUUUUAUCAGCUGAAGAGAAGAAGUCAAUGCUGGAGAGGCACCCCUUGGUGAUGUUCGAGAACCUAAUCUUGGUGCAGAAAUCACUUGCUUGAGCAAAUAUAAUCUUAUGUUGUUUAUACUAUUUCAAAAAGGGAAAUCGUUCUCCAUGGAAGAGAAGUUCUGUGUAGCUUAGUCUUGGAGAUGAUUCAGAUUGCUACCUUUGUAGAAAGUAGAGAUUGGAGACGUAAGUUUUCUGUUUAAUUUUUUUGUAACUUCUAUAGAACCUAAAUGAGUACUCACUCGCUGAGUCGGUUGCUGGGGCGCUGGGCGUCAUUUGCCAAUUGCCACACAUGUUUCCAGCCUGGUGUGAUGGCAGCAGGUGCCCUCACCUGUCAUGUCCCAGUGCUCCCAGAUGCUUUGCUUCUCUGACAUGUAAAGGCAGUUCAGCCCUCGAAUUUAUUUUCGCUGUCUAGCCAUGCCCUCC
Phragmites australis (common reed) is the source of this 3499-nucleotide messenger RNA. RefSeq lists its product as uncharacterized. The record is from RefSeq and is a predicted model, not a curated record. Lineage: Eukaryota; Viridiplantae; Streptophyta; Magnoliopsida; Poales; Poaceae. The coding region runs from base 321 to 3128 and encodes 935 amino acids. The transcript is spliced from 21 exons. Gene Ontology annotation, molecular function: acyltransferase activity, transferring groups other than amino-acyl groups.